Messenger RNA from Nannospalax galili (Upper Galilee mountains blind mole rat), 14125 nucleotides. It is a transcript of the gene Cacna1c, whose product is annotated as calcium voltage-gated channel subunit alpha1 C. NCBI's taxonomy places the organism in Eukaryota, Metazoa, Chordata, Mammalia, Rodentia, Spalacidae. Gene Ontology annotation, biological process: calcium ion import across plasma membrane. Gene Ontology annotation, cellular component: voltage-gated calcium channel complex; membrane. The transcript has 49 exons. Gene Ontology annotation, molecular function: high voltage-gated calcium channel activity. The record is from RefSeq and is a predicted model, not a curated record.
GGAGGGAGGCAGCGCCGCGCUCUCGCGCCCGGUGUCUCCCUCUCGCUGCCUCUGCAGAAACAGCUCCCUGCCAGAACGGCGCUCGGCGCGGCGCGGCCCGGAGCGGCGGCGCGGGCUUCCUGCGGGCGAGCCCCAGGUGUGAGCCGCCGCUUUCCAUCCCCAGAAGCCGACCGGGCCUCGGAGCGCUCGCCCUGGGCGGGCCCGAGACGCCUCGGCCCCCUGGCGGCCUGGGGUCCGCCCCGCGCCGCGGGUCCGCUCGGCUCCCCCUCGCCUCGGCUUUGCGCCUCUUCUCUCUCCGCCUCUCCAUUUCUCAUUAUUAUUAUUAUUUUUUGUCCAAACGGUGGAGCGGCCAGAGGUGCGGUGCUAAAUUCUUGGAAGGGGCCCGGAUGUACUGAGGAUGCUUUCCAAUCUCACGAAAGGAGGCGGUAGUGGAAAGCAGCAGUUUGUGGUGUUUGGUGCAAUAAUGGGGAUCAGGUAAUCACCCCGAAGGGAGGAAGAAACACUGCGGAUUCCCGGCUUCCUCGAUUUGCGCGAAAGCCGCCGACCUCGGACGACGGAUUCCUCCCGACCCGCUUCGGGGCUGUUUUUGCAUUUCUUCCUCUUUGUGGCUUCUCCUUUCCAAGCAGUUUUUGGCCAAUGGUCAAUGAAAACACCAGGAUGUACGUUCCGGAGGAAAACCACCAAGGUUCCAACUAUGGGAGCCCACGCCCAGCCCAUGCCAACAUGAAUGCCAAUGCAGCAGCGGGGCUCGCCCCUGAGCACAUCCCUACUCCAGGGGCAGCCCUGUCCUGGCAGGCAGCCAUCGAUGCCGCCCGGCAGGCCAAGCUGAUGGGCAGUGCUGGCAAUGCGACCAUCUCUACGGUCAGCUCCACACAGCGGAAGCGGCAGCAGUAUGGGAAACCCAAGAAGCAGGGUGGUACGACCGCCACACGGCCGCCCCGUGCCCUGCUCUGCCUGACUCUGAAGAACCCUAUCAGGAGGGCAUGCAUCAGCAUCGUUGAAUGGAAACCAUUUGAAAUAAUUAUUUUACUGACUAUUUUUGCCAAUUGUGUGGCCUUAGCAAUCUAUAUUCCCUUCCCAGAAGAUGACUCCAACGCCACCAACUCCAACCUGGAACGAGUGGAAUAUCUCUUUCUCAUAAUUUUUACCGUGGAAGCAUUUUUAAAAGUAAUUGCCUAUGGACUUCUCUUUCACCCCAACGCUUACCUCCGCAAUGGUUGGAAUUUACUAGAUUUUAUAAUUGUGGUUGUAGGGCUUUUUAGUGCAAUUUUAGAACAAGCAACCAAAGCUGAUGGGGCCAAUGCUCUAGGAGGGAAAGGAGCUGGAUUCGAUGUGAAGGCACUGAGGGCUUUCCGAGUUCUGCGUCCCCUGCGGCUGGUGUCUGGAGUCCCAAGUCUCCAGGUGGUCCUGAACUCCAUCAUCAAGGCCAUGGUGCCUCUGCUGCACAUUGCCUUGCUUGUGCUGUUCGUCAUCAUCAUCUACGCCAUCAUCGGCCUGGAGCUCUUCAUGGGAAAGAUGCAUAAGACCUGCUACAACCAGGAGGGCAUAGUAGAUGUUCCAGCAGAAGAGGACCCUUCUCCUUGUGCUUUGGAGACAGGCCAUGGGCGGCAGUGUCAGAAUGGGACCGUGUGCAAGCCCGGGUGGGAUGGGCCCAAGCACGGCAUCACCAACUUCGACAACUUCGCCUUUGCCAUGCUGACAGUGUUCCAGUGCAUCACCAUGGAGGGCUGGACAGAUGUGCUAUACUGGGUCAAUGAUGCCGUAGGAAGGGACUGGCCCUGGAUCUAUUUUGUUACACUAAUCAUCAUAGGGUCAUUUUUUGUACUUAACUUGGUUCUCGGUGUUCUUAGCGGAGAGUUUUCCAAAGAGAGGGAGAAGGCCAAGGCUCGGGGAGAUUUCCAGAAGCUUCGAGAGAAGCAGCAGCUAGAAGAAGAUCUCAAAGGCUACCUGGACUGGAUCACCCAGGCAGAAGACAUUGACCCUGAGAACGAGGAUGAGGGCAUGGAUGAAGAAAAGCCCCGCAACAUGAGCAUGCCCACAAGUGAGACUGAAUCUGUCAACACUGAAAAUGUGGCUGGAGGUGACAUCGAGGGCGAAAACUGUGGAGCCAGACUGGCCCACCGGAUCUCCAAAUCCAAGUUCAGCCGCUACUGGCGCAGGUGGAACCGAUUCUGCAGAAGAAAGUGUCGUGCAGCCGUCAAGUCCAACAUCUUCUACUGGCUUGUGAUCUUCCUUGUGUUCCUCAAUACACUCACCAUUGCCUCUGAACAUUACAACCAGCCCCACUGGCUCACAGAAGUGCAAGACACAGCCAAUAAGGCCCUCCUGGCCCUUUUUACUGCAGAAAUGCUCCUGAAGAUGUAUAGCCUAGGCCUGCAGGCCUAUUUCGUAUCCCUCUUCAACCGCUUUGACUGCUUCAUCGUGUGUGGGGGCAUCCUGGAGACCAUCCUGGUGGAGACCAAAAUCAUGUCUCCCUUGGGCAUCUCUGUGCUGAGAUGUGUACGGCUGCUCAGGAUCUUUAAGAUCACCAGGUACUGGAACUCCUUGAGCAACCUCGUGGCAUCCUUGCUGAACUCUGUCCGCUCCAUUGCCUCCCUGUUGCUUCUCCUUUUCCUCUUCAUCAUCAUCUUCUCCCUUCUGGGGAUGCAGCUGUUUGGAGGAAAGUUCAACUUUGAUGAGAUGCAGACACGCAGGAGCACCUUUGAUAACUUCCCGCAGUCCCUCCUCACUGUGUUUCAGAUCCUGACCGGGGAGGACUGGAAUUCGGUGAUGUAUGAUGGGAUCAUGGCUUAUGGCGGCCCCUCUUUUCCAGGGAUGUUAGUCUGUAUUUACUUCAUCAUCCUCUUCAUCUGUGGAAACUAUAUCCUACUGAAUGUGUUCUUGGCCAUUGCGGUGGACAAUCUGGCUGAUGCGGAGAGCCUCACCUCUGCACAAAAGGAGGAAGAAGAAGAGAAAGAGAGAAAGAAGCUGGCCAGGACUGCCAGCCCAGAGAAGAAGCCGGAGGUGGUAGAGAAGAAGCCAGCGGUGGAGGAGACCAAGGAGGAGAAAAUUGAACUGAAGUCCAUUACUGCAGAUGGAGAGUCCCCACCCACCACCAAGAUCAACAUGGAUGACCUCCAACCCAGUGAAAAUGAGGAUAAGGGUCCCUACUCCAACCCAGAUGCCACAGGAGAAGAGGAUGAGGAGGAGCCUGAGAUGCCUGUGGGGCCACGCCCUCGGCCCCUGUCUGAGCUGCACCUUAAGGAAAAGGCAGUGCCCAUGCCUGAAGCCAGUGCAUUUUUCAUCUUUAGCCCCAACAACAGGUUUCGCCUCCAGUGCCACCGCAUUGUCAAUGACACGAUCUUCACCAACCUGAUCCUCUUCUUCAUUUUGCUCAGCAGCAUCUCUCUGGCUGCUGAGGACCCCGUCCAGCACACCUCCUUCAGGAACCAUAUUCUGUUUUAUUUUGACAUUGUUUUCACUACCAUUUUCACCAUUGAAAUUGCUCUGAAGAUCCUAGGCAAUGCAGACUAUGUCUUCACUAGUAUCUUUACAUUAGAAAUUAUCCUUAAGAUGACUGCUUAUGGGGCUUUCCUGCACAAGGGCUCUUUCUGCCGAAAUUACUUCAACAUCCUGGACCUGCUGGUGGUCAGCGUGUCCCUCAUCUCUUUUGGCAUCCAGUCCAGUGUGAUCAACGUUGUGAAGAUCUUAUAAGUGCUUCGAGUCCUCAGGCCCCUCAGGGCCAUCAACAGAGCCAAGGGGCUAAAGCAUGUAGUACAGUGUGUGUUUGUGGCCAUCCGGACCAUCGGGAACAUUGUAAUUGUCACCACGCUGCUGCAGUUCAUGUUCGCCUGCAUUGGAGUCCAGCUCUUCAAGGGAAAACUCUACACCUGUUCAGAUAGUUCCAAACAGACAGAGGCAGAAUGCAAGGGUAACUAUAUCACAUAUAAAGAUGGAGAGGUUGACCAUCCCAUUAUCCAGCCCCGCAGCUGGGAGAACAGCAAGUUUGACUUUGACAAUGUUCUGGCAGCCAUGAUGGCCCUCUUCACUGUCUCCACCUUUGAGGGGUGGCCAGAGCUGCUGUAUCGCUCCAUCGACUCCCACACAGAAGACAAGGGCCCCAUCUACAACUACCGUGUGGAGAUCUCCAUCUUCUUCAUCAUUUACAUCAUCAUCAUCGCCUUUUUCAUGAUGAACAUCUUUGUGGGUUUCGUCAUCGUCACCUUCCAAGAGCAAGGGGAACAAGAGUACAAGAACUGUGAGCUGGACAAGAACCAGCGACAGUGUGUAGAAUACGCCCUCAAGGCCCGACCCCUGCGGAGGUACAUCCCCAAGAACCAGCACCAGUACAAAGUGUGGUAUGUGGUCAACUCUACCUACUUCGAGUAUCUGAUGUUCGUUCUCAUCCUGCUCAACACCAUCUGCCUGGCCAUGCAGCACUAUGGCCAGAGCUGCCUGUUCAAAAUUGCCAUGAACAUACUCAACAUGCUCUUCACUGGCCUCUUCACUGUGGAGAUGAUCCUGAAGUUCAUUGCCUUCAAACCCAAGGGUUACUUUAGUGAUCCCUGGAAUGUUUUUGACUUCCUCAUCGUGAUUGGGAGCAUAAUUGAUGUCAUUCUCAGUGAGACUAAUCACUAUUUCUGUGAUGCAUGGAAUACAUUUGACGCCUUGAUUGUUGUGGGUAGCAUUGUUGAUAAAGCAAUCACCAAGGUACACCCAGCUGAACAUACCCAAUGCUCUCCCUCUAUGAGUGCAGAGGAGAACUCCCGCAUCUCCAUCACCUUCUUCCGCCUCUUCCGGGUCAUGCGCCUGGUGAAACUGCUGAGCCGCGGAGAAGGCAUCCGGACCCUGCUGUGGACCUUCAUCAAGUCCUUCCAGGCCCUGCCCUAUGUGGCCCUUCUGAUUGUGAUGCUGUUCUUUAUCUAUGCAGUGAUUGGGAUGCAGGUGUUUGGGAAGAUUUCCCUGAAUGACACCACAGAGAUCAAUCAGAACAACAACUUCCAGACCUUCCCUCAAGCUGUGCUACUGCUCUUCAGGUGUGCCACUGGGGAGGCCUGGCAGGACAUCAUGCUGGCCUGCAUGCCAGGCAAGAAGUGUGCCCCAGAGUCAGAGCCCGGCAACAGCACAGAAGGAGAGAUGCCCUGUGGCAGCAGUUUUGCUGUCUUCUAUUUCAUCAGCUUCUACAUGCUCUGUGCCUUCCUGAUCAUCAGCCUCUUUGUAGCUGUUAUCAUGGACAACUUUGACUACCUGACAAGGGAUUGGUCUAUCCUUGGUCCCCAUCAUCUGGAUGAAUUUAAAAGAAUCUGGGCAGAGUAUGACCCUGAAGCCAAGGGUCGGAUCAAACACUUGGAUGUGGUGACCCUCCUCCGAAGGAUUCAGCCGCCCCUGGGCUUUGGGAAGCUGUGUCCUCACCGUGUGGCCUGCAAACGCCUGGUCUCCAUGAAUAUGCCUCUGAACAGCGAUGGGACAGUCAUGUUCAAUGCCACCCUGUUUGCCCUGGUCAGGAUAGCCCUGAGGAUUAAAUCAGAAGGGAACCUAGAACAAGCCAAUGAGGAGCUGCGAGCCAUCAUAAAGAAGAUCUGGAAGAGGACCAGCAUGAAGCUGCUGGACCAGGUGGUGCCCCCUGCAGGCGAUGAUGAGGUCACAGUAGGCAAGUUUUAUGCUACUUUCCUGAUCCAAGAGUACUUCUGGAAAUUCAAGAAGCGCAAAGAGCAGGGACUGGUGGGCAAGCCCUCGCAGAGGAACGCACUAUCCCUGCAGGCUGGCUUGCGCACGCUGCAUGACAUUGGUCCUGAGAUCCGCCGGGCCAUCUCUGGAGAUCUGACUGCUGAGGAGGAGCUGGACAAAGCCAUGAAGGAGGCUGUGUCUGCUGCCUCCGAAGAUGACAUCUUCAGGAGGGCCGGAGGCCUGUUUGGCAACCACGUCACCUACUAUCCAAGUGACAGCAGGAAUACCUUUCCCCAGACCUUCACCACCCAGCGCCCACUGCAUAUCAACAAGACCGGAAACAACCAAGGUGACACCGAGUCGCCAUCCCAUGAGAAACUUGUGGACUCCACGUUCACCCCCAGUAGCUACUCAUCCACUGGCUCCAAUGCCAACAUCAACAACGCCAACAACACUGCCUUGGGCCACUUUCCCCACCCCACCAGCUACUCCAGCACAGUCAGCACUAUGGAGGGCCAUGGGCCUCCCUUGUCUCCUGCUAUCCGAGUACAGGAGGCAGCAUGGAAGCUCAGUUCCAAGAGGUGCCACUCACGAGAGAGCCAGGGAGCCAUGGUGAGUAGGGAGGAGGUAUUACCAGAUGAGACGUGCACGGUGCGGAUCGGUGAAGAUACUGAGUACUGCAGCGAGCCCAGCCUGCUCUCCACAGAGAUGCUCUCCUACCAGGAUGAUGAACAUCGACAACUAGCAUCUCUAGAGGAGGACAAGAGGGAGAUCCGGCAGUCUCCAAAGAGGAGUUUCCUUCGCUCUGCCUCUCUUGGUCGAAGGGCUUCCUUCCACCUGGAAUGUCUGAAGCGACAAAAGAAUCAAGGGGGAGAUAUCUCUCAGAAGACAGUCCUGCCCUUGCAUCUGGUUCAUCAUCAGGCGUUGGCAGUGGCAGGCUUGAGCCCCCUCCUACAGAGAAGCCAUUCCCCUACCACAUUCCCCAGGCCAUGCCCCACGCCCCCUGUCACUCCAGGCAACCUGGGCAGGCCCCUGCAGCCCAUCCCCACCCUACGGCUGGAGGGGGCUGAGUCCAGCGAGAAACUCAAUAGCAGCUUCCCAUCCAUCCACUGCAGCUCCUGGUCUGAGGAGACCACUGCCUGUAGUGGGGGCAGCAGCAUGGCCCGGAGAGCCCGGCCUGUCUCCCUCACUGUGCCCAGCCAGGCUGGAGCUCCUGGAAGACAGUUCCACGGCAGUGCCAGCAGCCUGGUGGAAGCGGUCUUGAUUUCUGAAGGACUGGGGCAGUUCGCUCAAGAUCCCAAGUUCAUCGAGGUCACUACCCAGGAGCUGGCUGAUGCCUGCGACAUGACGAUAGAGGAGAUGGAGAAUGCCGCAGACAACAUCCUCAGUGGGGGCACCCAGCAGAACCCCAAUGGCACCCUCUUACCUUUUGUGAACUGCAGGGACCCCGGGGAGGACAGGGCUGGGGUCCCGGAGGACGAGAGCUGUGCAUUUGCCCUGGGCCGGGGCCGCAGCGAGGAGGCGCUCGCGGACAGUAGGGCCUUCGUCAGCAACCUGUAGACCCCAGGGCUGGCAAGACGCGGGUGUUUUUUAUUCGUUUCAAUGUUCCUAAUGGGUUCGUUUCAGAAGUGCCUCACUGUUCUCGUGACCUGGAGGUAACCGGAACAGCGUCUUCAUUCACUGCUGUCGGGACAAGCCUCAGAGUUGGGCGGUGUGCAGAGUCGGCUUUUCAGGGGAGGAGGCCAAGGUCUCGGGGUGCAAGGCUCCAGCACCUUCCCGAGGCAGCACCGCCCAAAGGACCCCGAAGCAAAAGGGUGUUUUCACCUUGCUUGUAUAAACAGUCAUUUGCACAUGUUCUGUCUGAGCCUGGCUGUCUCCGUGGAGCCAGGGCCCCGGGUUUUGCGGAGGGAAGGGGCCAGCACCCCCAGCAAGGGCUGUGGAGGGCGAGAACGAGGCUCCUGGGUGCAGGCCUAGCCCAGGUCGCCCUGCAGGAGCCAGAGCUACCCAGGGGCUGGAGCUAGGGUAAAGGCACCACCCCCGCCCUCAGCUAGCCAAGCCAGGGGGUGCAGCCUGCUGCUGGGCGCUCUGGAUUACACGGUUUGAUGGGUUUCUUGUCAGCAUGUUGCGGUUUUCUGGGUUUUGGUUUCUUACUUUAUUAUUAUUUUAUUUGAUGUGCUUUCCCACGCGGAGGGGAGGAAGAAGAGCAUUUACAAUUGCGCAUCCACACUGUUACCACUUUUGCGUAUGUAAGUCAGAUUUGGUUUUACUAUAUUCUUUAAAUGGUGCGGUUUCCUUUCCGUUUUUUCCUGGAGUGAGGAUUCAAUGGAAAUCACCACAGGAGAGUUUUACUAACUUCUCUGUGUGCCCAAUAACUUGUUAUGAUUUCUUUAGGUGGCAGCCUUUUUUUUUUUUUUUUCUUUCUGGUUUGGUUGAACUUUAUAAUUCCCAGGUAAUUGGCAAUGCGCUUGAUAAGUUGUUGCACACUUGGGCAACUGAACUGGGCUCCUUUCUAUGCUGGGUGUGUGGGUAGAUUCAAGAGAGAAGAAUCAGAAUCUGUGUGUCACGUGUGUCCGUAGCGGGCCAUCUGUGUGUAUGUGCACCCACACAGUGUGCCCAUACACACGAAGGAUGGAUCCCCCUUUCUGGUUUGACUGCAGGGAGGUCUGAAUCUGGGGCUACCUGAAAACAAAACAAACCACUGUCUCUGCUUCUGCUUCUGAAACGAGAAUCAGUAACUGCAUUUUCUGUCCCACAAGAUAUGCAAAAACAAUGCAAUAAUAUUCAUUUUAAAAAUACAGUUGUGAGUUGUGUCAGCAUUAAAAUUAUAUUUUAAAAAAAAACACAAAAUUUAAGGGAAAAACUCAAGAAGACAUUUUGCUUCAAUAUAUUCCGUGUAAUGUUUUAUUGCAUUGAUGAUGUUUCUGUUGAAGAAACUGUUAUACUUGAAUUCAGGUCAGUUUCAGUAUUUUUCAAAUAUUUUUUUAAAACUGAAUUGCAAUUGUGCCAAGCGAAUAUAAUGACUUAAGUUUGUUUUAAAAUUCACUUCUUGUAUAUUUUCCUGCAUGUAAAGUAAAUCAUUUUGUAUUUGGAGUGUGAGAACAAGCUUUACCUUUGAACUCGUAAGUGCUUUUCUAUAUGUGGUUGGGGAGAAGAUUUGUUUUUCUUUAAUUUGCAAAAUGAACAAAAGUGUACCCAGUGUAAGUCUGUACUCCACUUUCCAUGGGCAGAUUUGGACAGUACCGUUUUGCAUAUCUUGUGUUUUAUUUCUGUUUCCCUUAAGCUUUCUAAGACCUUUGGUAGGAAUAUCUGUACAACAUCUUGCUUUGAAAGAUUAGGACAUAGUUCAUCCAGGUCUUCACCUGCUGCCUUCUACUGCAGUUCUGUGAUGGAUACUUGUCCAACAGCAGCAUCAGCCCCUGUGGAAGAGGUAGCUGGCUUUCCCAAGCACUCCCACAGCACACACUUCUGGACUGAGAGGGUCAAGUGAAGAGGCUGUGAAGUGGCGGGACAGAUUUUGACCCAUGGUCUACCCAAACACAGAUACCAGGGGCUAGAGAAAGGUGACUGGGUGGAACCUUAGUCCUUCUAGAAGCUACUUUCUGUGGGCCUUUCUUCAUCCUUUCCUUCUUCUAACACAGGAAGGCAGUGAAGGAAGGGAUCUUGACAAAGGAGGGAGCAUCUGGAUCUCACAGGGAUGGAAGUAACAGAUGAUGUAAGGGUCAUCUCUUAGGCUCAUCCGCAUCUACCUUCAGCAUCCCUUAUCACUGGUGCCAGGUUCUUCAAUUGUGUCAGCGAUGAUGAUUGAAAAGAGAGUGCUUUGGGGAAAUAAGCCUCAACCCUUCAUCCAACCUUUUUUUUUUUUUUAUUACCUUAGCUUGCUAGAAAUUCCAGAGAGGGGCAGUCUAUUCCUCGAUGAAGAUGAAUCUACUUCCAUGGGCUGAUUCAUGAAAAUGCAUAGAUAUGCACCCAGUGCUCCCAGGUUAGGUCUAGCAGCAGUGUUUCUUCUUGGAUUUCCAAGCACCAUCCAUCCAACAUUUGUGCUUCCUUUGUGGUACCAACAAGGGCUUCUAGAAAUUAAGGCAACAUGCCAUGCCAUGUCUGUUCCCCAAAGUUCUACCACUGUACUGCCGAGACUUCAGUUUUGUUGGAGAGAGGGCCCUUUCGACUAGAUAUCUGGUUUUUUAAUACAUUUAGCCCCUAGGGAAAUGUGGGCUUUUGACUGACCCUACACCUAGGCAUACACACUCUGCACAUUCAGUCGUCUCAUGAUGCCUUCUGUUUUCCUUUGGACCCUUUAAUUUCCAUUGUCAGGUUCUAUCGGCAUAUGCUGUAGGCUGAACUCCAGCCAGCCACACCCAGGGCUCUGCCCAAUGUGGUUCCCUCACCCUUCAUCAGUCACCCACAGGCUGCCUUUCCUCGAUGGCCACGAAGACCAGAGUAGCUUUCAUUCAUACCCCAUACCCUGCAAAAAUGACAUCUGCAGGCAUUUACCCUUUGCCUUUUGUUACUAGAUGGAAACAAGGUACAGUGGAUGGUGUGUCUUUCACAGCUUGAUUUCAAGACUACCUACUAUAAGAUUCACAUGUGCUCCCUGGCACCAAGACAGAGUUGAACAAUGAGUGGCAAAGUCAGUGGACAUCUUCACUAGACUGUCCACUCUCUACCUAACAUGGAAUUUUCCCCAUGACUGUGUCAAACAUAAUCAUCAAACCUUCUGUAGUCCUCCGACACUCUGAAUGGCAAGAGAAUCAACCCAUGGCUGAGGGCCAAAGGUUGUGAAGGACUGUAGAUCAUGUGCUUAUUUGGAAAAAGUCCAUUUUCAUUUGUCCUCUGACUAGCUGUCUCUUUUCUUUCCCUGAUCUUUUAGUACCUUUUCAUGUGCAUGGCCAUAUUACGCUGACAGACCUCUGGUUGUCUCCCUUCUCCCUGAUCCUGCAAGGCCCUUUGUGUCUUCAGGUUAAAAGAAAGCGGCUUUCCUCAGGUCAAGGUUGUAUCUUUUACUCUUCUCUGGUCCCCUGGUUCUAAAUUCUAGAUUUUUGCAUAGAGGGAAGGUGCAUGUUCCUUUCUUCCAGUCCUCGACCAUCCAGAGCUCCUGAUGACCCAGCUGAACCCAGUAGGCAGCCACUGGAGUCCCCUUCCUAUACUAACAUCAGCAUGCUUCUGAGAAGUAGGAAUGAGGAAUACUCUGGGAGUCAACAGAAGGAAUGUGGUUGUUUUACAAAGGCCAGGUGACACACUACCACUACUCCUAAAGAAAGAUAACAGGAAUCCAGGUCAGGUAUGGGGUAAAAUCUGGCCAUCGGGGUUUUUAUGCUCAUUAAGGCCAUGCUGCAAAUGGUGUCAAAGAGGAUGGUGGCCCUUCCACCCUGCGACCUGGAACGAAGUGUCUUCAUUUAGGAACUAGAGACAAUUCAACAAAGGGCUAAGAAAGAAUUGUCUGACCUUCAGAAAAGCCACUCAAGCCUCAGGGCAGACAAAACUUGCUGUGAGUGUUCUGGCUGAUUCUACUUUUCCACAAAGCCCAGCUCUGGGGCAAGUGUCAUCACAGAGAGAACCAGGGGGAAGUAGGAGUCAGGAAAGGCAUGUCUUGACCACUCAGAGUCAGUUAUGUGGAAAGCAGCAGUUACCCCAUUGCCAGCCUUGGGAAGAGGCUGACGGGCUCCAGAAUCUGCUUUGGAAGAUAAGAAAAAUGAACUCUAACCCUAGGUGUUUUCCCAGCCAAAUCAACCCAGCAAGAUGGAUCAAGGAGUGGCCUUGCCCUACUGUGUGAGGCCCCUCCACGGUAUUUGCCAAAGAGCCCCAUUGGGAAGUAAAGAGGCCUGGGUCUCACAAAGCCCAUAUUCUCCAGCAGCUGCCUGUGGAGAAACAUCUAGAAAGUCCAAGGGAAAAGGUGCCCUACCUAUGAUGGGCAGUAACAGGCAAUCGCCCCCUCCAUAGGCAUUUUCUGUCUCCUUCCUCCUUGAGCCCAGGGAGGGGGACAGAGAGUUGGAGGGAAUCCUUUGCAGAUUCUUAGUUUAUUUGUAAAUCUACUUCCGGUUUUCACUUUAUUAUUUUUCAAAACAAUGAGACAUCUGUGGUGUCUAGAACCAAAAUAAUAGGUCAGAAGGUUUCUGCCAGAUCUCCACAUCGUUAGGGAGACAACUGAAUGCCACACACACCCCAACACACAUACAUACACACACACACACACACUCACACACACGCACAUAGAGUAAGGCACAAGUACUAGGGUUGAUUUCUACAUAGUGAUUUUUUUUUUCCAUAGAAGGGGAGAACUGGUAUGUGUAUCAAACCUGUGCCUGGUGGCCAGGGCUAUCCUAGAACAACUAUGCAGCCAGUAUAUUUGCAGGUGAUGUCAUAUUGAAAUGUCAAAGUGUGGGCAUCCCUUGAGGGACACCUGGAGAAAACUAGAGCAACUUCCUUUGGUGGAAAAGGUACUAGUAUUCAUCAACAGUGAAAAAGUGCUACCACUUCUAAAACUCUUCCUUUUCCUCCAACAGUCUUAAGAGGUUUGAGUCACACAGUACAUGAAGUAGUAAAGAACCUGGCCUUCCUGGUAUCUUAGAAAAACCUUUUAAUCUAUCUCUGAAAGGGAAUUAGAGAAUGCAGUUGAAUAUGUCAAACAUUACAAACCAAUACUGAGAACAGAGUCUGAGUUGAGAUUUUUCUGUUACAUUUCUCUUGGGUCUCCACUAACAAUAAGGAAGACAAAAUCAGAUAAAAUUCAAUGAAAAGUUGAAAUGUCACAUCACCAGAGUCAAAUCCUGUGUGUUCAGAUGCUCACUGCUUUAGAGGUAUAACCUCAUCCCCUGUGGGGCAUUUCAUGCACCCCAGUUUUCAGAAUCUAAAUGAUUUGAUGUAUAAAGCUUCCAGAAUAGGUAACAUGCUGCUUAACCUGGCAUAAACCAGAGAUUUACUGCCAAUUCACCUAAAAACUCACUCGUGCAACUUCUGGCAGGGUCAUUAUCAGAGAUGACACUGAGAGAAAGUGGGUGCAGAAACUCAAAGGGUAAUUUCUUUUUUUUUUUUUGCUUUUUUUUUUUUGCUUUGCCUUUUUUGUCGGGGCAGGGAGUGGCUGAUGCUGUGGGUUGAGCCUAGGGCUUUGUGGAUGCUAGGCAAGCACUUUAGCUUUUAUUUUGAGACAGGGUUUUAUUAAGUUGCCCAGGCAAGCCUUAAACUCACUGUGUAGUCCAGGCUAGCCUUAAACUUUAGAUCUUCCUGCCUCAGCCCCCCAAGUAGCUGAGAUCCCCCGUGAGAGAAACUCUGGAAUGUCUACAGGCCUAUGCCACUAGAUAUGACUCAGAGGAUAAUUUCCAAGUGAGGAAAUGCAGAAAUGGUCUUGGAGAGUCCCUGUGCCCGUAUUCUGAGAGCCCUCAAACUGGCAAAUAUGGAAGGAGAAAGUAAGUAGGCACCAGGGAAAGCUUGGCCUGGAAACUAAAGGUGAGGGUCUAGAUGCCAUUGGUGAAGUCUCUCCUAAGCCAUUAGCCAGGAGAACAGGAAAAGAGACUCCUUCUUGUAGUCAGGAGGAAUACAAGUGGAUGGGCCUCUACACCAAGACUUCCCAACAUGGAGAAGCCACACCAAAGUUAAGCUAGGGGGAAAGCCUCCAGAAUUAAGGACAGAUGAUUGGAAGCUCUGUGCAGAAAGCUCCUCAGAAGACAGCACAGUGAUCCAAAUAGAGUGGACACCUUUCUGUUCUCACACAGCACAUACCCACAGCUGCAUACCAUCCCCCAGACUCAAAUCCCACCUCUCAGCCCUCCUACCAGACCACACACUCCUGUCCUGUCCUGUCUGAGCACACGCCAUCUGCCCACUGCCCAGAAAUAGGCAUGGGUGACAGAGAAUACCUGGGUUAGACACAUCUGUUGAUAACUGUCAAGAACAACCUGUGGAAAAACAAGUCCGAGAAAUAAGGUGGCAGAUCCCCUGUGAGUGAAACUCUGGAAUGUCUAUCACUUUCGGAAUAUUGCUCUUUUAUUUUAAUCUGCCAGUGCUACUAAGAAAAACUUUCUUCCAUGUAAAAGGGUCCAGAUAAAGCCCGUCCUUCCCUCCGUUCCCCAUGUCUCUACUCAGUCCACUUUUAUGUCCCCAACGAAACCUGUGUCAUGUGCUGUGCCUGUUCCCAGAGAGGCAUGGAAAGACGGGCAGGCUUCUACGUCACUCAUAUCCACCUGCACACCCCACACCUGCCCCUCCAGGCUCCACGAUACCACAGUCUGACUGUUGUAAAUACUGUUGUACAGUUUGUAAUCAUCAAAUAAUCCUGUUGUCAAAGGCCCUGCCUGCUGCGCCUUCUCCCCCUUGAGCAAGGCCAGGGAAUCUAGAAGGGAAACUUCCAGGAGAGACUCAGGGUCAUCUCUGCAUGAGACGCUGCUGUAUAUUCCUGUAAGAUUGCAUUUUUAUCUAAGGAAUGAUGUUAUUUAAAAAACAAACAAAAACGCAAAAAAGAAUUGCAAAUAAAUUUCUUAACAACGUC